This is a messenger RNA of Topomyia yanbarensis, 908 nucleotides long. RefSeq names its product GILT-like protein 1. The record is from RefSeq and is a predicted model, not a curated record. The transcript has 5 exons. NCBI's taxonomy places the organism in Eukaryota, Metazoa, Arthropoda, Insecta, Diptera, Culicidae. Gene Ontology annotation, molecular function: oxidoreductase activity, acting on a sulfur group of donors, disulfide as acceptor. The coding region runs from base 229 to 825 and encodes 198 amino acids.
ACCUGUAGGUACCCGAAAGAAAAGAAUACUGUGUGAUUUGCUGUGCAGUUUCAAGCCAUAGCUACACGAACUCUGUCAAAAAGACCUUGCUUUGGCGCGACCAUAUUACAGUACUUGAGCAACAGUUGAGCUGGUUUGUCGUGUUUUGUGAUCGUUUCUUGAUCGGUGCGCGCGCUCGUACCUCUUAAGCCCAUAAUAGUAAAUAACUGUGCAAGAACCCCGCCAACCAUGCAGCGAGCCGUUUCGAUUCUGGUUGUGGCCCUCGUGGCCACCAACGUAGCAUUAUUGAAUGUAGACGCCGUGAAGGUCGAUGUGUACUAUGAACAUCUGUGUCCGGAUAGCAUUCGGUGGGUGACCAACCAGCUGGCUCCCAACUACGAGGCCACGAAGGAUAUUAUAAAUAUCGAGUUCAUUCCGUUUGGAAAGUCGGUGAGUAUCAACGAUGGCGAAUCUUUCGAGUGUCAGCAUGGCCCGCUGGAGUGCGAGGGGAAUCGGAUUCAAUCCUGCAUACUGCAUCAUCUCCCUGAACAGGAUCGACAGGUUUCGUACGUGUCUUGCCAGAUGAAUUUCAAUGCUGAUCCACGUGGCUGGGAGUGUGCUUUCCGGUCUGGAGUGGAUCUAGUAGCGACACAGACGUGUGUAGAAGGCGACCUGGGAAGGCAGCUACAGCUAGAAGCCGAACGCCGCACUCAACAGAUUGCUCCGAGCUUUGUACCGACGAUAGUAUUUAAUGGGCACUUUGACCAAUCACUGCAGGAUCGCGCCCAAAGCGAUUUCUUGGGAAUCAUAUGUGAACUAAGCAAUAACGCUAUUGCCGCCUGUUAGUUGCCCUGAGCAUUGAUUGUAGAUGGAUGCCAUAUAUUUUAAAUCAUGGACACAUAGAAAUACAAUAUCUGACUUUUGAUAAA